GUUCUUUAACAGCACUCGACAUCAUUAAGUGUUGAGUGUAAGUCGUAUUUUAUCUGAACUAACAGUUUAACAAAUGUUUGAUCUGAUUAAUAUUAACGGCAACACAAUAAAAUGGUAAAAUAGUACAGAUUUACAACAAGUGAAAAUUCUUUAAACAAAUUGAGAUUAUGUAAUAAGUAAUUAUGAUGGUGUAAACAGGAUAUAAACAUAUAUUCACCAAAACUGGUGAACUUUCAAGUACAUACAAAUAUAUCUUGAAUAUGAAAUAUAAUAUUAUAACAGUAUCCGCUUAGCGGUAUGGAGACUGAUGCAGAGAUUCUAGCGAGACUUAACCACGAAGAGGCGAAACAGUACGUGGGUGGGGUAGUGUUCGUGGCGCUGCUCAUGACGGCGGGGAUAUUCGGCAACCUGCACGUUCUCUACGUGUACGUGUUCCGCAUGAAGUCCUCCAACCACCGCGUGUUUAUCCUCACCCUGGCGAUCCUCGACUUCAUUACGUGCGUGGUGGGAAUGCCGUUCAUCCUCGUGGACCUCCGCAAUCCGCUCACAUUCACCCCGGUAGCCGCAUGCAAGAUCCUCCGCUUCGUCAACUACUUUAUCACCGGGUCUUCCGCCGGGCUGCUGAUCGUCAUCGCCGUUGAUAGAUACCGGAAGAUUUGUGUUCCUUUUGGCAAGCAGAUGUCCCGAAUGGUUGCCAAAGUCUCUUGCCUUGUGGUUAUCGGUGUCUCCAUACUGCUUUCCUGGCCCGCCCCCGUGUUGUAUGGGCAGGACAUCGUGAUGACGUCACACGCGAACAUCACGGGCACGCGCUGUUAUGAAGAGAACAAAUUUCGGGGAACAAAAUACAUGGCGUACUUUAACGUGCUUCUUAUACUCGUGUUUUUCGUGGCUUUCGUCAUUCUCGUGGUUCUGUACUCGCUGAUUUGGAGGGUCAUACGGAAACAUAGCUUGAAACGCGCAAAACUAGAAGAAGCGGAAGGCCAUAGCAAGACAGCAACGAAAUUGUCGAACGUAACGUCAUCAGUGGACACCUCCGCCGCUCAGUCGGUAGACAGUGACGACACACCAAAUGUACAGUGUGAGAAAAAUGUCAAGAACGAACAACCUAACACCAGCCAGUCUGCAUGGUCGCGGCGUGGAGACGCCGAGAAAACCAAGCAUGAUCACGCCAAACGGACGACAGUUAUGUUCGCUUUAAUCACAGCAGUCUUCGUAUUGAGCUACCUCCCACAUCUGUUGCUGAAGAUCGUCACUUUCCUGAAUCCAAACUUCGUGCCGAACAUGAGUUUCACUAGCCUCGUCUUGUACAACACUUUCAUCUGGUGUUUCUUUAUCAACAACAUGGCUAAUGCUUACAUUUACGGUUUUCUUGACCGGAGAUUCAGAGCGGAAAUAAGACUCCUUUACGGGCAGAUUUUGUUUUGCAGGCGGACAUAGACGUGUAUCGCUUUAGUAUGUUCUGGCAGAAAUGAAGAUUAAACAUACAAAAUAGUUUUCGUAAUAGUUUCGUAAAUUGCAAGUGUCAUAUUAAAUGCAAAAAUUACAACAUCUGCAUGGGCUAAUAACACAGAAAAAAGUAUUAUAAGAGAACUAAAUAUUUAAAUUGAAACAUUUAUCUUUAACGGGACUCGAGCCCGAUACUUAAGAAUUCAAAACAAGCUGCCGUAUUCACCAAUAUUUAGCCGACGAGGGAAUUUAAAUUUCAUACAUAACGUUAUGUGACUGUGUGACACACGAAUUUUCGAAAAAGAAGCUGUUUAAUUGUAUAUAUUUCGAUACAUAUCUAAUGCUCAUUACUGGUAUUACUCUUAAAUAGAUACAAAAUGUA
Molecule: messenger RNA, 1828 nt
Organism: Dreissena polymorpha
Lineage: Eukaryota; Metazoa; Mollusca; Bivalvia; Myida; Dreissenidae
Product: trace amine-associated receptor 4-like
Exons: 2
Coding region: 298-1437 (379 amino acids)
Biological process (GO): neuropeptide signaling pathway
Cellular component (GO): membrane
Molecular function (GO): neuropeptide receptor activity
Source: RefSeq, a predicted model, not a curated record